GUCCCGGUCCAUACCCCAGCAAUUCCUACUCACAGCGCUUCAGAGAAUCGUAUUAACUCUCCCUUCGACUUAUGCUUGAAAAUCGCUACUUGGCCUUCAACCUCGAAGACACCGGGCACUCGGAUGCGCCUCGCCACGUUCGGGACGUCCCUAUGGUCGAAGAGAACUAUGCUCCUCCGGGUGCUUCAAACCUCGUGGAUGCUCUUAUGCUGAUGCAACUCAACUGGAGCGAUACUUACAUCGUGCUCGCUUCGGGCGACACGCUUCCCCAAUGCCCUGACGGAUUUGUGCCGGAUUGACUACCCGCUCAAAACUCGGAUGCGUAAUACUCCUCUCGCGGUUGGAAAGUCAAGGGUGCACGCGUGUGAAGCUACAUACGUGCGGUUCUUCGAGGCCCACAUUGUCAUCAGCGCGGCUUCGGCCUUCUUGGUUCUCACUCUUUUCCCGGUGAGUACGACUUUCUUUCUUCAGCGGAGCGAGCACGAGAGAUCAGGCUCGAACCCUUCAGAGGACCUUGAUCACCCUUCCAGGUUUCUGAUGCGCGUCAACGGAAGGGUUGUUGAGUUUGCCGAAACAUAACUUCUAGCGCGCGACUCGCUGACCGUCAAACGCUACUUGCGCUUUUUCCGAGACCGCAAUCCUCUUACCGCGCCGCCGCCGCGGGCUGGCUACUGGCUUCAGAGCGGA
Molecule: messenger RNA, 687 nt
Organism: Schizophyllum commune H4-8
Lineage: Eukaryota; Fungi; Basidiomycota; Agaricomycetes; Agaricales; Schizophyllaceae
Exons: 4
Coding region: 319-579 (86 amino acids)
Source: RefSeq, a predicted model, not a curated record